This is a messenger RNA of Amorphotheca resinae ATCC 22711, 3132 nucleotides long. RefSeq lists its product as hypothetical. The annotation marks the transcript as partial. The record is from RefSeq and is a predicted model, not a curated record. The transcript has 3 exons. Lineage: Eukaryota; Fungi; Ascomycota; Leotiomycetes; Helotiales; Amorphothecaceae. Gene Ontology annotation, cellular component: membrane. Gene Ontology annotation, molecular function: ATP binding; ABC-type transporter activity; ATP hydrolysis activity.
UUCAAUUGUCUUCUUCCUGCUUUCACCUGCGGUCAAUACGCCGAAUGUAACCAAUACAAUGGCAAAUGCUCAUGUCCUCCCGGCUUCGGGGGUGAUGACUGUCUCUCUCCAGUCUGCGGGUCACUGGCAGAUGGACAGGACCGACCCAUGCGAACAGGCGAUUACUGCGAAUGCGAAGAGGGGUGGACGGGCAUUAAUUGUAAUGUCUGUACCUCAAACAAAGCAUGCAACGCGUUGAUGCCGAUGCCCGAGGAAGGAGGAGGAGUCUGCUACCAGAAUGGAGAGGUGGUCAAGGAAAAUUACCAGAUGUGCGACGUCACAAACGUCAAGAUCGUCGAGAUCUUGGAGGGGAAGAAACCGCAGGUCACUUUCACCUGCAAUGCGGCUGACAAGACCUGCGCCUUUCAAUUUUGGGUCGACCAGAGAGAAUCGUUCUAUUGCAGCUUGGACUCUUGCGUAUCUAGUACCGACAACGACUACAGCCAGAAUAGCACCAACUACAGAUGCGAAAAUGUCGAGUGCAAAUGUAUUCCGGAUCGGAUGUUGUGUGGAGAGAAUGGUUCUGUUGAUAUCACCGACUUUCUGGAUCAACUGAUUCGAGGGCCGGCAGAGUUCAGUUGUCUUCAGCAUGCUGGCGGCAAAAACAAGUGCGAGUUCACGGAACCGGAGAUGGAUAAUCUGAUUCAGCAGAUGUUUGGAGACAGCAGCAUUUUCAUUGAGUGCCAAUCUGGUGAAUGCCUCUACGAGACGGAGGUCCCAGGAUUUGAGCGGCCGGUAAAGAAGAUCAACACGCCUUUGAUUGCUGGGGUCAUUGCUGGCAGCUCCUUGUUUGUCGUUGCAGUUAUCCUAACCGUUUGGUACCUUUCUCGGAGACAAUUCAAACAUGGGCCCAUCCGUCUGGAUGAUUCCGAUGACGAGGGCAUGAAGCUUAUGACAGACCAUAAGCCAGCAUCCUUAUACUUCGAGAAUGUCUCUUACAAUCUGAAUGGGAAGCGGAUACUCUCCGGCGUCCAAGGUGUUGCCCAUCCUGGGGAGCUAUUGGCGAUCAUGGGAGCUUCUGGUGCAGGCAAGACGACAUUCCUUGACAUUCUUGCGCGAAAGAACAAGCGUGGAAUUGUUGAAGGCGACUUCUAUGUCAACGGGGAGAAGGUCAAUGAUGCGGAAUACAAGAACGUUGUUGGAUUUGUGGACCAGGAAGACACCAUGCUGCCUACUCUAACUGUUCAUGAGACUAUCAUGACUAGUGCACUGCUUCGUCUUCCUCGUGACAUGGGCAGAGCAGCAAAGGAACAGAAGGUUUAUGAAGUGGAGAAGCAAUUGGGAAUCUCUUCUAUCAGGGACUCAUUGAUCGGCUCUGCAGAUGGUAAAGGCCGUGGGAUCUCUGGUGGUGAGAAACGAAGGGUUGGUAUUGCCUGUGAGCUCGUCACGAGCCCAAGUAUUCUAUUCCUUGAUGAACCGACCAGUGGGCUGGAUGCCUACAACGCCUUUAACGUCAUCGAGUGCCUGGUUACCCUGGCCAAGACUUAUAAGCGGACAGUCAUUUUUACGAUUCAUCAACCGAGAUCGAAUAUCGUGUCUCUCUUUGACGGAUUGCUUCUCUUGGCGAAGGGGCAAACUGUCUAUUCUGGGCCCUUCAGUCAGUGCCAGGACUUCUUCGACCAGAUCGGCUACUCGUGCCCACCGGGAUUUAACAUUGCAGAUUACUUGGUAGAUUUGACGAUGCAUAUCGGAACUCCUCACACGCCUAUAGAUGAACGAAUACCUGGCUUGGAGCCAGCUCCAAGCAGUGAUGGGCCAAGCAGCACUAGGGCAGUCAAGUCAAUAGCAAGCACCUCCGGUGGCAGUAUUGAAGAUGGCAUCAUCGGUAACGCUGUGGAUUCAGUGAGGAGGCCGAAGGGGAUGCGUCGAGAUUCAGUCAAGGCGAGGCAGGAAAGAGAGCUUUUCACACGCAAGAGGAAUGGUCGCGAGACUCCGGCCUCCCAAACUGAUGAGACACCACUUGACCCCAGUGUGGCAGGGUCACAUCAAUGGCUUAGUCUUUCCAAGAAAUCAUCCAGCCACGCAACUCAAUCAAUCUUGGAAGAUGUUGAUGAUUUGCCACCUGUCGCGGGGGGUGCAGGAACUGAUCUUGAUCUCCUUGUCGCCGCGUACGCAGGAUCUGAAAUCGCGGAGAAUAUUCGCAACGAUAUCCAUACCGCCAUAGAUACUGCCCAGGCCGCAAAUGGGAACAUGAAUGGGCAUUCUGAUGUUAACGGAUCAGCCCAUGUUAGUGCCGUGGGUAAAGGCUAUGCGAGAAUUGGCUACCUCCGGCAAUUUGUGAUUCUAUCUCAACGAACAUGGCGAAAUCUUUACCGGAAUCCGAUGCUGAUGCUCACGCAUUAUGCAAUUGCCAUUCUACUGGCAGUCCUAUCCGGUUUUCUCUUUUAUGGGCUGACAGACGACAUCGCGGGUUUCCAAAACCGACUUGGAUUGUUCUUCUUCGUCUUAGCUCUUUUCGGUUUCAGCACACUCUCCAGUCUAAAUGUGUUUGCUACUGAGAGGCCUGUGUUCGUGAAAGAAAGGGCAAAUGGUUACUACUCGCCAAUCACCUAUUUCGUGGCCAAGGUCAUUUUUGACAUUGUGCCACUCCGAAUUCUUCCCCCGAUAAUAAUGGGCUCGAUUCUGUACCCGAUGACUGGAUUGGUCCCAGAUGCUACUCAUUUUUUCAAAUUUAUCCUGGUCCUGGUCUUAUUCAACCUUGCAGCCGCCGCAAUCUGCCUCUUCAUCGGUAUUGUCUGUAAGGACAGCGGCGUGGCAAGUUUGAUAGGAAGUCUGGUUAUGCUUUUCAGCUUACUCUUCGCUGGCUUGUUGCUCAAUCAUAACGCCAUUCCGAAAUCCGCAUUGUGGCUACAAGCAUUGUCCAUCUUCCAUUAUGGCUUUGAAUCUCUUAUUGUCAACGAGGUCACCUUCUUGACACUCAUAGACAAGAAGUACGGUCUGGAUAUUACGGUCCCAGGUGCCUCAAUCCUGAGCUCCUUCGGCUUCAACACUCAGGCAUUCUGGCCUGAUGUUAUUAGUUUGGGCAUCUUUGCCUCCGCCUUUAUUGUCCUGGGAUAUAUUGCUAUGCACGUCCUGCUGGUUGAGAGACGUUAG